Choloepus didactylus (southern two-toed sloth) is the source of this 7380-nucleotide messenger RNA. It is a transcript of the gene MYO16, whose product is annotated as myosin XVI. Lineage: Eukaryota; Metazoa; Chordata; Mammalia; Pilosa; Megalonychidae. The record is from RefSeq and is a predicted model, not a curated record. Gene Ontology annotation, molecular function: protein phosphatase binding; cytoskeletal motor activity; actin filament binding. The transcript is spliced from 35 exons. The coding region runs from base 342 to 6065 and encodes 1907 amino acids. Gene Ontology annotation, cellular component: perinuclear region of cytoplasm; myosin complex; nucleoplasm. Gene Ontology annotation, biological process: negative regulation of G1/S transition of mitotic cell cycle; neuron projection morphogenesis; phosphatidylinositol 3-kinase/protein kinase B signal transduction.
UCGUGCAGGCAGACUGUGGCUGCAAGUGCACAUCAAUUACAUCUGACUGUUCCCGGGACACUGUGGCAUUAGGAGCUGUGUCAGUCAAGAGCGCUACAAUAGCACGUGCAGAGGUGGCGGCUCAAGACCCCCCUGAGAGAUUUAUCUUAACUCUAGCUGCUGAAUGAUAAUGAGUUGGAGGCUUUUUGCAAGAUCAUGGAACAGAACCUUCCUUCAAUAAUGCACCCCAAGGAAAACUGUUACCUGAGUAAAGGCUCUAAAUAAUGCAUUUCCCGGGGACGACAGUUGUAGCAGAAGAGAAUGCUGGAACCGGUAGCAAGAUUUCUGUCUGAGAUGGAAAGAUGUCUCACUACCAUUUUAUCAAGUGCUGUUGCUUUCAGCUAUGUAAAGUUUUUCGAUCCCAUGAAAUGGAAAUUGACCAGUGCUUGCUGGAGUCCCUUCCCCUUGGUCAACGCCAGCGCCUGGUGAAACGCAUGCGCUGUGAACAAAUCAAAGCCUACUAUGAACGAGAGAAGGCUUUUCAGAAGCAGGAAGGAUUCCUGAAAAAGCUGAAGCAUGGAAAGAGUCAGAAAGUUCAUUUUAACCUUGCUGACAUGAUACAGGAUGCAAUCAUCCAUCACAAUGACAAAGAAGUGCUUCGACUCCUGAAGGAGGGAGCAGAUCCUCACACUUCGGUUUCCUCAGGAGGGUCCUUACUCCAUCUGUGUGCUCGAUAUGAUAAUGCCUUCAUUGCAGAGAUCUUGAUUGACAGAGGGGUCGACGUAAACCACCAGGAUGAAGACUUUUGGACACCGAUGCACAUUGCCUGUGCAUGUGAUAACCCUGAUAUUGUUCUCCUGCUUGUAUUAGCUGGAGCCAAUGUCCUUCUCCAGGAUGUCAAUGGAAAUAUCCCAUUAGAUUAUGCAGUAGAAGGGACAGAAUCAAGCUGUAUCCUAUUGACUUAUCUGGAUGAAAAUGGAGUUGAUCUGAUCUCCCUGCGCCAAAUGAAACUUCAGAGACCAAUGAGUAUGUUAACUGAUGUCAAGCACUUCUUAUCAUCUGGAGGAAAUGUUAAUGAGAAAAAUGAUGAAGGAGUAACACUGUUGCAUAUGGCAUGUGCAAGUGGCUACAAGGAGGUGGUAUCUCUCAUCCUGGAACAUGGUGGAGACCUCAAUAUAGUAGAUAAUCAGUAUUGGACCCCACUUCAUUUGGCAGCAAAAUAUGGCCAGACAAACCUGGUGAAACUUCUUUUGAUGCAUCAGGCAAACCCAAACCUUCUGAACUGCAAUGAAGAGAAGCCGUCAGAUAUUGCUGCAUCUGAGUUUAUUGAGGAAAUGCUGCUAAAAGCUGAAAUUGCCUGGGAAGAAAAAAUGAAAGAGCCUUUAUCUGAUCCAACCUUAGCACAAGAGGAGCCAUAUGAAGAGAUCAUUCAUGAUCUUUCAACACUUUCCAGUAAAAUCAGUCCCCUGGUGUUAUCAAUUGCCAAGCAAGAUAGUUUGUUGGAAAAAGACAUUAUGUUCAAAGAUGCAACAAAAGGUCUAUGUAAGCAACAAUCCCAAGACAGCACCUCUGAAAGCUCCACCAUGAACGGCUCUGCUAAACCUGAGCAGGUCAAACUAAUGCCUCCUGCUCCAAAUGAUGACCUGUCAACGCUCAGUGAACUCAAUGACAGCAGUCUGCUUUAUGAAAUUCAGAAGCGCUUUGGGAACAAUCAGAUAUACACUUUUAUUGGGGACAUCCUCUUGCUUGUUAACCCAUUCAAGGAGCUUCCAAUUUAUUCUACCACAGUCUCACAGCUUUACUUUAGCAGCUCAGGGAAGUUGUGUUCUUCUUUGCCUCCUCACAUUUUCUCUUGUGCUGAGAGAGCCUUUCACCAACUUUUCCAGGAGCAGCGACCUCAGUGUUUCAUCCUAAGUGGAGAAAGAGGAUCUGGAAAGUCCGAAGCCAGCAAACAAAUAAUGAGACACUUAACCUGUAGAUCUGGCCUCAGCAGGGGUUUAUUUGAGUCCAAAUUUAAACAUGUCAUGUGCAUCUUAGAAGCUUUUGGACAUGCCAAGACAACUCUUAAUGAUUUGUCCAGUUGCUUCAUUAAGUAUUUUGAAUUACAGUUCUGUGAGAGAAAAAAAUAUUUGACUGGAGCCAGAAUUUAUACAUAUAUGCUAGAGAAGUCUCGUCUUGUUUCACAACCUCUCAGCCAGAGCAAUUUUCUCAUCUUCUAUUUGUUGAUGGAUGGGUUAUCUGCUGAAGAAAAGCAUGGACUUUACCUUAAUAAUUUAUCUGCACAUCGGUAUUUGAACCGGACCAUACGGGAAGAUAUAUCAGCAGCAGAGCAUUCUCUAAACAGAGAGAAAUUAGUUGUAUUAAGACAAGCCUUGACUGUAGUUGGCUUCAGUAACUUGGAGGUGGAGAAUCUGUUUGUGAUUCUAGCAGCAAUAUUACACAUUGGAGACAUUCGGUUCACUGCUCUGACAGACACUGAUUCAGCAUUUGUUUCUGACCUCCAGCUUCUGGAACAAGUGGCUGGAAUGUUACAAGUAUCAGCAGAUGAAUUGGCGUCUGCCUUAACAACUGAUAUUCAGUAUUUUAAAGGAGAUAUGAUUAUACGACGACAUACUGUAGAGAUUGCUGAAUUUUACCGGGAUCUCUUGGCGAAGUCCCUGUACAGUCGUUUGUUUAGCUUUUUGGUGAAUGCCAUGAAUUGUUGUCUGCACAGUCAAGAUGAGCACAGCAGCAUGCAGACAUUGGAUGUUGGAAUAUUAGACAUCUUUGGCUUUGAAGAAUUUCAAAAGAAUGAAUUUGAACAACUUUGUGUCAACAUGACCAACGAGAAGAUACACCACUAUAUCAAUGAAGUGCUAUUCCUACAAGAGCAAACAGAAAGUGUACAAGAGGGAGUUACCAUGGAAACGGCAUAUUCUUCUGGUAACCAGUCUGGAGUUUUGGAUUUUUUUUUCCAGAAGCCAUCUGGAUUUCUUUCUUUAUUGGAUGAAGAAAGUCAAAGCACUUGGUCAGUGGAGCCAAACCUUCCAAAAAAACUAUACCAUCUCUUGGAGUCCUCAAACACAAACACAGUAUAUUCCCCCAUUAAGGAUGGGAAUGGGAACGUCACCCUCAAAGAUAAAGGCACAGCCUUCACUAUUAUGCACUAUGCAGGAAGGGUGAUGUAUGAAAUUGUUGGAGCAAUUGAAAAAAAUAAAGACUCCCUUUCACAGAAUCUUCUAUUUGUAAUGAAAACUAGUGAAAAUGUCGUGAUCAAUCAUUUGUUCCAGUCGAAACUGUCACAUACAGGAUCCCUCGUAUCUUCCUAUCCCUCCUUUAAAUUUCGAGGACAUAAAUCUGCCCUGCUCAGUAAGAAAAUGACAGCUUCUUCAAUUAUUGGAGAAAACAAGAAUUAUCUAGAGCUUAGUAAGUUAUUAAAGAAGAAAGGAUCUUCUCCAUUUCUUCAAAGACUAGAACGGGGAGGCCCAAUCACCAUAGCAUCACAACUCAGGAAAUGUCUAACGGAAAUUAUUGGAAGACUUCAGAAGUGCUCACCACACUUUAUUCACUGCAUCAAGCCCAAUAACUCAAAGUUGCCAGAUUCUUUUGAUAAUUUUUAUGUGUCUGCUCAACUACAAUAUAUUGGGGUCCUGGAAAUGGUGAAGAUCAUCCGAUAUGGAUACCCAGUCCGCCUUUCUUUCACAGAUUUCUUGUCAAGGUAUAAGCCGUUGGCUGAUACAUCACUGGGCAAGAAGAAGAAACUGUCUGCUGAGGAAAAAUGUCGACUUGUUCUUCAGCAGUGUAAAUUACAAGGCUGGCAGAUGGGAGUCCAUAAAGUGUUUCUAAAAUACUGGCAAGCUGACCAGCUCAAUGAUUUGUGCCUACAGCUGCAGAGAAAAAUUAUAACCUGCCAAAAAGUCAUAAGAGGAUUUCUAGCACGCCAACACUUGCUUCAGAAAAUGAGCUUGAGACAGCAAGAGGUCACUUCCAUCAGCAGCUUUCUGCAGAACACAGAGGACCUGGGGCUGAAAACUUAUGAUGCCCUGGUCAUUCAGAAUGCUUCUGACAUUGCCCGGGAAAAUGAUCGGCUCCGAAAUGAAAUGAAUAAUACCCACCAUAAAGAAAAGGUAGAGGCCAGGAACAAACAAGAGGAAGGCACCAAAAGAGCUGAAGACAAAGGUGGACCCAGGCAUUUCUAUUCCAGCUCUGUCCCGGUCCCAAUGGCAGUGGAUGGCCCGGUUCCUUCUCUGGCUGGCUGCUCCACCAGGUCUCCUUCCCUUCACUCCGUGUUCAGCAUGGAUGACAGCAGUGGCCUGCCAUCACCACGGAAACAGCCUCCGCCCAAGCCAAAGAGAGACCCCAACACCCGGCUGAGUGCCUCAUAUGAGGCCAUGAGUGCCUGCUUGUCAGCGGCAGCUAAAGACACAGCUAAUGAAGUCUUCUCCCGGCCCAGGCCGCACAGUGAUGAUUACAGCACGAUGAAAAAGAUUCCUCCUCGAAAGCCAAAAAGAAGCCCCAACACAAAGCUCAGCGGCUCAUAUGAAGAGAUAUCAGCCCCCAAGCCUGGAGAGGGGAGGCCCUCCCCCACCACCUAUAAAGCAGACCCCUACCAGGACUUGCGGGCUGUGCAGAGGGCCUCUUCUGCCGAUGGGCCCCACCAGUACAUUCUACGCUUGAGCAUGUCACAGGAGGAAGACGACGAAACUGAACCCGUGUACAUCGAGAUGGUGGGGAAUGCCAUGAAGCCUGGCGGCCCUGAGGCAGACAGCCCAGACCAAGGCGAAUCUGUGUAUGAAGAGAUGAAGUACUUUUUGCCAGAGGAGAGCAGCAGCAACCUGGGAAUGAUCUCCUUCACGUCUGCAUUGCCCGCUCUGUUUUUUGAGAGUCGAAAAACCAUCACCUUUGAGGAUGGUGAUCUCAGCUGCCAAGCUCCUGGGGCCUUUAAAGACACUUGUGACAUUCCACCCCCGUUCCCCAAUCUACUUCCCCAUCGACCUCCACUGCUGGUGUUUCCUCCUACCCCUGUGACGUGCUCUCCCGCUUCUGAUGAAUCACCGUUAACUCCCCUGGAAGUGAAAAAACUGCCUGUCCUGGAAACCAACCUGAAAUACCCCGUUCAGUCAGAAAGUUCAAGCCCAUCGUCACCACAAUAUUCCAAAAACCAAAAAGGGAACAGUGACAGACCUGCAUCCCCUGGUUUAACUAUAUUUAAUGGGUCCAACAAAAUGUCUCCUCCUUCGACACCACCUCCUCCUCCUUUGCCUCCUCCCUUGCCUCCUCCUGCUUCUUACCGGCCAUCCACACAUUUUACCUUCCCACCAGAGACAUUUUUGGUUAAUACGGGAAAAGGAAUGGCAAAUUCAGAUUUGCCCAAAGUACAUCAAAAGCCAAAUUCUGCUCCAGUGGGCGGUCCAUGCAGCUCCUUCUCCAAACUUCCUUAUUCCCCGGUGAAGGCAGCCAGAGCUGACCAUAGGAAGUCCAAUUCCAAUUCCUCCUCUCCGGUUUCCUACAGCCCUCCAAACUCAAGACCUCUCACUAGCCCUCUUGACGAGUUAACUAGCCUUUUCAACUCCGGAAGGAGCGUGCUUCGCAAGUCGGCAGCAGGAAGAAAAAUUAGGGAACCUGAAGGUUUUGAAACUAACAUGAACUUAACUAGCCGGGAUGAUCCUAGCACAUCAGAAAUUGCAUCAGAGACUGAAGAUAGAAAUGCAAAUAACCAUGGAAUUCAAUUAUCCAAUUCACUAUCUAGUUCUAUAACUGCUGAAAAUGGAAAUUCUAUCUCAAAUGGCUUACCUGAAGAAGAUGGAUACUCAAGACUAUCAGUGAGUGGGACAGCAACUUCAUCAUUUCAGAGACAUAGGGAAAGUCACACCACUCAGGUAAUCCAUCAGCUGAGGCUUUCAGAGAAUGAAAGUGUGGCUCUGCAGGAACUCCUGGACUGGAGGCGAAAGCUCUGUGAGGAAAGAGAAGACUGGCAGCAAAUCCUGCACCACCCUGAACCGAGGGUGCCUCCCCCACCUCCUUGUAAAAAGCCCACUCUUCUGAAGAAGCCCGAAGGGGCCUCCUGCAACAGGCUGCCUUCUGAGCUCUGGGACACCACUAUUUGAUGUGGCCUGAACUGUGGGCUCAAAAUAAAACUGCCUAGCGAUUCUGGACUGCACCAAAACAGAAGGCUGCCUUCUGAUGCUUGCUGGGUUCUCUCUCCAUACAUUUACACAAAAAAGCACAGACACUGAAGUUAAAUAUACAAGAUUCCCUGUGUGUGUGUGUAUGUGUGUGUGUGUUUGUUCUUUCUUAUCCAUUGUGUGGUGAUACACUCUGAGUUUCAGCCUCCAUGUUUGUAGGGUCUUGAACUCAUAAGUUGCGAGAGAAAAGUCCUGCAAAAGUGUAAUGAGGUGAGAGAGGGAAAUAGAAUGGUGGAGGAAAGGAGUGAUUCCUGUGCACACUGUACAGUUGUUUUUAUAUAAUUCAACAUGUUGAUUGGACUUCCAAUGGUUUUAUUAUAAUACACUAUACAGUGCAUAUAUUUUAUUUCUUUGUAGAUGUUUGUGUUUUAUUGGAAUUGCAAACCUAUAAUUAUUUACAUGUUUCUUACUGUAUUUUAUAACUUUAUGCAAUUGGCGGUGCUCCCCUUCUUCAAAAUACAAAUUUUUAAAAAUCAUUUCUAGAAUUUUUUCUUCCACACACUUUUUAUUUGUACCUAAAGCACAUAACUAUUUGACACUAUGUUGUUGUUUUAGCUUCACCGGUGUCAACCCUUGCAGAAGUGUAGAAUGUGUCCAGUGCUUUAUGUCUCAUUCCUGGAUUAGGAGGCACUUCUUUCCUAUGGCCUGUAUUUCUGUAUAAGUGGAUUGUGAACCCUUUAAUUAAAUUUCACCUCCAGACUUCGGCAUAGGUUACAGGAUAUUAGGAGGCACUCAGUUAAACAUGUUUGGCUUCAAAUGCAUAGCUGGCUUUGUAAAAAGGUCAUAUUCAUUCAAAGGUAUCAACAGUUCAGUAAGUAUGCUGAGAUUUACUGGUUUGAGCAAUAAUGGUUGCAUCACAAGAUGACUGUCCUCCCAGAGCUCCACUGCAUGAUACACUUACUGUAUAUCUUCGACCCUCCUGUAAUGCAAUGGCCUUGUCUUAUUGAUGUGCUUUGGUUGGCUGUCAGGAAGUUCCAAGCAGUGGGAUCCAUGGCAUCAUGUCUUACUGUGGGGAACUUUUUACUCAUACCAACCUUUGAAAAGCUUCUGUGCCAAUAAAAGGGUACUACUACUUUCUUCUGUUGUUUUAAUUUUUGUUGUUGUUAUUGUCUUCCAUGAAAACUGUUUUCUGAUCAAAUAAGUAGGGGCAAUGGAGAAUCUAGCCCAGCCUCCCUUAAUAUGUUCUUCUUCACAGCAUUUUGCAAGCAUCAGGCUCUAGUGGUAAAACAGCAACUUU